Messenger RNA from Lottia gigantea (owl limpet), 1485 nucleotides. RefSeq lists its product as hypothetical. Lineage: Eukaryota; Metazoa; Mollusca; Gastropoda; Lottiidae. The coding region runs from base 1 to 1485 and encodes 494 amino acids. The transcript has 2 exons. The record is from RefSeq and is a predicted model, not a curated record.
AUGGUUUUGGAAGCUGGUUCAAAUCCGAUAGAAACAAUUAAACACCCUGGAAAAUUCGACACAAUGUUGAAAACAGUUUUAUAUCCUAAAGUUUUUGAAUCAGUCUCAGGUUGGAUACCCGAUGUUGGGGAUGGAAGUGUUUUAAAAGAACCGGUAAAAAAUCUUGCAAUUGAUGCUGAUUUAGCUAGAGUGAGAGUUGUUGCUCGAAACACUAUAAAAAGAGUGGAUUCGAAAAAACGAGUUCUUCAGUACAAUAAUAUUGUUGAGAAUAAUAGGUGGGGUAAUUACGUAAAUUGGAAAUUAUAUCCUUUAUUCGGUCUGUUGGAACAUAGAAAAGUUUCCAUAGGGUUACCAUAUAAAAUUCAUCUACAAAGAGAAAUCAACGAUGAUAAGAUAUUCUUUGGAGAGAAUGGUUCAGAUGCAAAAUUAGAAAUAACGAAUCUCCAACUUUUCAUACCCGUAAUAACACCAUCAAUUGAAGUAGAAACGAGAAUAUUCAACUCAUUAACUAAAGAUAUUGAAAUAGCUUUUCUUCAUCGUAACACGGUAGGUAGCAUGACUUUAACGGGAGAAUCCACCACGUGGCCAAUCACUAACACUAUUAAACCAGCAAGAUAUUUAAUGGCUGGUUUCAAGAACUUACCAGAUUCUCAAACGAAUAACAAUAAUGUCGUUAGAGUGGCAAUGAACCAAACUCAAAAUCCUUUAAUCCAUAAAGUCCAUGUAAGGUUAAACAACGAUAAUUAUCCUAACCAACCUUUAACAAUUAAUCCAACCACAAAGGAUUAUAAUGAAUUGUAUAGAAACUAUAAAAACAUGUGUGAAUUAUUUGGAAAUCCACCUCAGUUUGAAUAUGUAGAUUUUGCACUUAAUCAUCCAAUCUUCUGUUUUGAUCUAUCAGCUCACCAAGAAGAUCUUUUCAAAACAGGAGUCAACAUAAAUAUUCAUAUUGAAAAAACACAAGGAGAUGUGACAGGUUAUUGUUUAUUAUUGGAAGAAGCAAAACAUUUAAUUAAAAUAGCAGAUAGAAGAAUGAUAAGAAUUGAGGUUAAUAGAUUUAAUGAAUGGGGGUAUAUUGGCAUUGCCGAUUACAAGGAUUUACUAGCAUACUCAAAAUUUCUAAAUGUAAUUAAAAAGACGGGACCCGAAACAAGAAGAUUACAAGAUGUGGAAAAAUAUUUAAAUAAAGUUAUUCCUGAUGAAGAGGAAUCAGAUGAUUAUGCAGAAGAUUAUCCACCAAUCAUACGAGAAAUAGACGAAUUGGAGGAGGAGAUAGCUAGAGAAAACAGUGGACAAGGAAUAACGUUUUUAUUCGACAACAACGAGGAACUACUUAAUAGAUUAGAAAUAAUAUUAGCGGCAAUGAAGGAAGGACAUCGAUCACACAGACAAUAUAAUGAAGUAAAUUGUAUAUUAAAAAGACUCCUAGAGAAAGGUAUUAUAGAUAAAAAUGAUUAUAAAAGCGUGAUUAAAAAUGUCAAAUAA